Messenger RNA from Uloborus diversus, 2780 nucleotides. RefSeq names its product innexin inx2-like. The record is from RefSeq and is a predicted model, not a curated record. Gene Ontology annotation, molecular function: gap junction channel activity. Gene Ontology annotation, biological process: phototransduction. The transcript has a single exon. Bases 71 to 1156 code for a protein of 361 amino acids. Lineage: Eukaryota; Metazoa; Arthropoda; Arachnida; Araneae; Uloboridae. Gene Ontology annotation, cellular component: gap junction; plasma membrane.
UUCAUUUCCCGUCAUCGGCGUGGUUUCCUACCCGCGGUAGGCUUGUGACUUGAAUUUGAACAAUUUAGCGAUGGAUAAGAUUUUUGGAUCCCUGAAGAGUUUUCUGAAACUCAACACCGUUGUCAUUGACAACAAUGUGUUUCGACUGCACUACAAGUUUACAGUUUUGAUAUUGCUAGCCUUUAGCAUCCUCGUCACUUCCCGGCAAUACAUAGGGGACCCGAUUGAUUGCAUUUCCAGAGAUGACAUCCCCAAUAAACUACUGGACUCGUUUUGCUGGGUGCAUUCUACGUUUAGUGUUGAUUCUGCUUGGCACAAAAAAGUUGGUGACGAGAUCCCUUAUCCAGGAGUUGACAAGUACACCCCAGGUGAGAAACGUACUUACCAUGCCUAUUACCAGUGGGUUUGCUUUGUGUUGUUUUUACAAGCGAUGAUGUUUUACAUCCCUCGAUACUUAUGGAAAAUGUGGGAAGGUGGCCGAAUCCGUGCUUUAAUUUUAGGCCUCAACGCUCCUAUUAUGAGUUCCGACAAGAAGGAAGAAAACCGAAAAGUACUGGUGGCGUACUUGACCGAAAAUUUGGGGAAUCACAAAUUAUAUGCAGCUGAGUAUUUUUUCUGCGAAAUUCUCAAUUUUGUGAAUGUUAUUGGCCAGAUGUAUUUGAUCGACAGAUUUCUUGGUGGCGAAUUUUCAGCGUACGGACAUAAAGUCAUCCAAUUUACUGAAUGGGACUAUUCCGUCCGCUAUGACCCCAUGAUACACGUGUUUCCCCGACUGACCAAGUGUACCUUCCACAGGUAUGGCUCAUCCGGCGACGUCCAACGUCAUGACGCCAUGUGCAUCUUGCCCAUCAACAUCAUCAAUGAAAAGAUUUAUGUUUUCCUCUGGUUCUGGUUUGUUAUUUUGGCUGUCGUGUCUGCAAUGAUCCUCGCCUUCCACGCUGUCAUCUUCAUGUGGCCACAAUUUAGAUUCAUGGUUUUGCGUUCCCGCGCUCGCCUCACGCGACCCGAUUACCUGGAUAUUGUGCUUCGAAAAUGUACGCUGAGUGACUGGUUUGUGCUCGACUUGCUCUGUAAAAACCUCGACAGCCUUAAUUAUCGUGAUCUUAUCGUGGAUUUGGCGCGAAAAUUAGAAAGAAAAGCUGUUGACAUGGCGUAAUUUUUUCUAUGAUCUUUUAUGUUUUUCAUGUAACGUUAAGCCUAAAAUGGCGAUUUUUCUAUUGUCGUAUUAUAUUCAAGAAAUGUGAACUUGUUUUAUAUUUGACCCACAACAAACGUAAAGUAAUGGAAUUUUUGACCAAUUUUUCAAAGACUCUAAUUGCUCAAUAUAUUUUCAUAUAUUUUUGACGUAUUUAGUAUUUAUGCAUUUAGCAUUCCAUUUUAAGACAACCGUAACCAAUGUACUGCCAAUUAUUUUUAUAUGAAAUGUGACGUUUAUUAAAAUGUUAUAAUUAAUAUUUCAAUAUGCAUAUUGCAUGUUUAUCGAAUGUUUAGAUAUAUAUUCUAAGCAAUACAACAGUGCCUAUGGUCAGCAAAUGAACCGCAAUGUGAUCUAUUAAUCUGACACUUUUCUCGUAGGUUUAACCUAAUAAACUUUAUUGUUUCUGAAUCAUUGUAAUUUAAUUAAAUUGUAUUUAAAAUACAAUUUAAAAAACCUUUUUAUUACACUAACGCUAGUUGCGUUAAAGAAAUAUAAACAAUGUACAUUUAUUCACCUGAUGCAUUCUUAAAUUCCUAGUCCUCACAGAAAAGUGCCAAUUCUAGUUCAAUAUCUAAUCAUUUUUAUACUAGGAUGUCAGCUGUUUUUAGUUUGUUUGAAUUGCCAGUAAAUACUGUAAUUAAGACACAAAAUUAAUACACUUUAAGGUUCUAAAUUUAUUUUUAAAAAACCAUUUAAAUUAGUUAUUUCUAGGAAAGAUUAUGGAAGUCUCUUAAUCAGUUGAAUAAUUUUGAUGAAUUUCUUUGUUAAAUUAGCUUGUGUCUUGUGGCAACAAAAUGAUGUAAAAUAAAUAGAAUGUGAUAUAAAGAAUAGACUAAAAACAUAAUGAAGAGGUUUUAGUCAUGAAGUCUAUUGCUUCCAUUAUAGAGAUUAUGAAAAUCUCGUUUACCGAGCUCUGUAUGUUGACAGGUGUAGAAUAUCUGUUAAAAACAUAUCUUUUUAUCAUAUUUAUUGAGAGUGCUGCUGUGCUGUCCCAACUCGCCUAUUUUCAUAUGUAUGUACUUAUCAGCCAAAGAUAUUUUGGUUUACAUAAUCAUAAAAUUAAGUUCCUUUUUUCUUUCAUGUAUCAUAUUCAAUAGUUCUAGAAUAGCUAAUCAUUAUUUUUGAUUCCAAGAUUUGUCUUUGAAACUAAUGUGUUUUAAAUCAUAUAUGUAAUAGUGUUCAUUUUCAAAGUGGCAUAAAGGUGCUGUGAGCACAAAAUGUGCCUCAAAUAAGAAUCUCUUUUAUUUAAGCUUACCUAAUAUUGACGUAUUCAACUGGAAACAUGGCUUUUUAAAAUUAUAGUUAAAAUCAUUUUUGUUUUGUGUUAUAUAUUUGGAAAAUUGACCUUUAUAAGUGACUUAUUCUAAAUGAAAUCUUGUUGAGACAUGGGAAGUGCUAUUUAGCAUACCACUAGGUUUUUUUUACUCUUAUUUAAUUAUUUCUGUGUUUACCUUUUGUCUUUGAUACAAAGCCAAGCCUUAAUUUGGAUUUUUGUAAUUACAAGUUUGAUAGUACUUUUGAAUUUUGAUAAAUACAUAUUUGUAUAUAUGUUUUUAAACAAAAUAAAGACUUGGCCUCUUUA